AUGAACGCCGAAAACUACACCACAGCCGACUGGCAAACAGACAUCCAAGCAGCCAAAGAUGCUCACCUUGAUGCGUUUGCACUGAAUAUGGCUGUCGACUCUAGAAUUGGUCAAAUUCUGCCAACUGCUUUUGAAGUUGCUUCCGAUUUGAAAUUCUCACUGUUCUUCUCCUUCGACUAUGCCGGAAAUGGAGCUUGGAAAGCAGAUGAUGUGGCCGCGCUCUUGGAGGAAUAUACGGCCUCGACUUCGUAUUACCUGCAUAAUGGCCAGUAUCUUGUGUCAACAUUUGAGGGACCCAACCAAGCAGAGGAUUGGAUUGAUCUGAAGCAGAAAUACAACGCCUUCUUUAUACCUGAUUGGUCGUCUAUUGGUGCCAAACCAGCCUUGCAGUUAGGUGGCGGCGUGGCAGAUGGUCUCUUCAGUUGGGCAGCUUGGCCGUGGGGCCCACAGGAUAUGGACACCUAUACCGACGCCUCUUAUUACCAAUAUCUGAAUGGGUCUGGGACAAAGCCUUAUAUGAUGGCUGUUUCGCCGUGGUUCUUUACCAAUCUGCCUGGUUAUGAUAAGAAUUGGCUUUGGAGAGGCGAUGAUCUGUGGUACGACCGCUGGGUGGAGGUUCUAUACAAUCAGCUAGAAUUUGUGCAGAUUAUUUCUUGGAAUGACUAUGGCGAGUCUCACUAUAUUGGGCUGCUAUACGACUACGUAAUGGAAGCCUUCAAGAUUGGUGAGGCCCCUAGUAAUUUUGCCACCGACAUGCCCUAUGAUGUCAGUAUCGGCGGUAUCGUGCAGGAAGGCUUAUGGACCUGGGUUCUAGAUGGUAAAGUCGGUAUUUACCAUGGCAGUGUUCCUUUCACGGGCACCGGAGAGGUUGUUGUGACCAUCUCCUGUGAUGGAAAGCUCGUUCUUUCGGGCGAUGAAGCUCCCUUCUCCCCGGUUCCAUCGGGCAGCGCUACCCCACUACCCGUCUUCCCAGGGACUUCUCACACUAUCACAGUGCAGCCCCAGGCCACGAGUUCUGUGUCAACGGGCGCAAAUGUCCCUUCUGUUACCUGGUCGAGUGGCACUCCAACUGAGACCUGUACUAGCGGCUGUGGUACCGAUAGCUGCAAACUUUUUGGUGGAUGCGACUCGAGCGACCCGGUAGAUGAUUGUGGUCUCUAUGGCUGUGGAGGAGGGUGCAGCAUUCAAAGCUGUGACCAGUCCUGCGGCUUGUCUUGCUCUACCGACCAACAUCAUAUUGACUCUGACAGCACCGACAGUGGCAGCGGCACAGAUGGUGGAAGCGCCAAUGGCCAGCAGGCAAACCUCCCACUUGAUUACGACGGGCCCGAUGGUUCUUCCAACGGUGACUGGAACCCCACGCCCAUCCGUGUCGAGGUCGCAACAUCCAUGACAAGCUCUAUCUCCGCUGAAUUUGCCAAAGCGACACCCAUUCUUGAUUCCGCAGUGUCCAGCAUGAUAGCCUCCAAAACGAUCCCUAGUGAUCUGAAGAAUUCUGCAAGCGCCACAGCUUCGUCCAUCAAGGAUACAAUGGCAACCCAUGUCAGCGAUUUGGAAGCGAAAAUCAAGGCUGCUGAUCCCAACAACAGCGGCCUGGGGUGGUUUGGCAGUAUAUUGGACAACUUCAAUAGUAACAUCGACUCGGCCAUCGAUGCUAUCAAUGAUGGAAGGGCAGAAAUUAAAUUGAGUUUAGGUAUUUAUGGUGCACAAACCGACGUGGAAUUGAUCAACCGAGAAAUUCGAAUCGAAGCCGGCGAAGACAUCUGUGAUUCCACCGCGGAAGGGGGCGGCAGCAGCAGUCACCCUAGCAGAAAGCGUGCCGCUCCACCAUCCUGCGCUCCUUUUUACCAAGGAGAUCCAGGCCAGGCGUCCAAUGCUGCUGAUAUUCCUCAAUGGACAGGUUGUGACACCCAUCUUGGGUUCGAGUACGCAAGCACCGAUUCCAUCAAGGCCGCCAUGACGCAAGGAAUCAAGUACUUGCUCUCACCUGUCCAAGGGCCCCAGCGUCCCGGUCAAGGGCCGUGGCAGAUUGCCACCAGGGCGAUGUAUCCUCAUGCCUACGGCAACAGUGACGAUAUUUCUUUCACAAGCGAUUGCGAAAACGCUGUAGCAGGCUAUACUGAUCUCAUUGAGUUCCCUAUCAUGCCGGAUGGGAGCGUUUUGGAGGCUGGAAAGAACGCUGGGAGAGGCGGUGUUCCUAAUGUUGGUGUUCAGCGCGUUGUGUUCAAGGCCAAGGCGGAGAGGGAUCCCUUCGCUGCCGACUGGAAUUAUAUAUUCUGUGGUGUCAUGUCUCACUUCACGACUGAGAAGGUAAAAGUUGUCAUCGGUGAUGACGAGAGUUGGUGA
Messenger RNA from Penicillium roqueforti, 2346 nucleotides. RefSeq names its product CAZyme family GH71. Gene Ontology annotation, biological process: mating projection tip cell wall disassembly. The record is from RefSeq and is a predicted model, not a curated record. The transcript has 7 exons. NCBI's taxonomy places the organism in Eukaryota, Fungi, Ascomycota, Eurotiomycetes, Eurotiales, Aspergillaceae. The coding region runs from base 1 to 2346 and encodes 781 amino acids. Gene Ontology annotation, molecular function: glucan endo-1,3-alpha-glucosidase activity; RNA nuclease activity; RNA binding.